Molecule: messenger RNA, 1008 nt
Organism: Rhodotorula toruloides NP11
Lineage: Eukaryota; Fungi; Basidiomycota; Microbotryomycetes; Sporidiobolales; Sporidiobolaceae
Exons: 5
Coding region: 1-1008 (335 amino acids)
Source: RefSeq, a predicted model, not a curated record
AUGUCGCUCGCCGCCGAAUUCAAGACUGUCGCCGUGCAUAUCCGUCGCGCGGAGGUAGACAAGCCUGCUUGGAGGGACAUGCCUGCGGGAGGGGCGAGGGGAGGAGCGGGAGUGGCGAGUGCGAAGGGGUUGUUGGGGUUGCCGGCCAAGGCACUCGACCGCAUCUUCUCAGACCCGACCCUCAACCUCCGCGACCACCUCUCUCUGGCCUGCGUCUCCCGCGCCCUCCGCGCGUGCUACUACACCCCUCACUCUCCCACACUCGCACCCUUCGUCUGCCCUCCCUCCGCCCUCUGGGCCGGGUUGUGCGCCCUCCGCCCUUCGCCCGAAUACAACGCCGGUCGCCGCCUCGUUCCCGAGUCGACGGCCGUCACGGACGAGCAGCGCCAGGCGGUCGGGAGGAUCUGGACGAAUGGAGUUUGGGUCGACGCGAGGAGGAUGCAGGUGAUCAAGACUGUUCGCGUGGCCGGAGCGGGAGGGAAGAAGGGAGGGAAGAAGAGGAAGGCGGAGGAGAUGGAGCAGGAGUAUGUGCAGGCUGUGAGGAGCUUUGAGUGGGAGAGGGCGAUCAAGCUCGUCCAUGCGCUCUGGAUUCCCAAGACCGACACCAAGAAGCUCUACAAGCUCACCGACACCGAGCGCGUUCCCCUCAAGUCCCUCAAAGCCCAAAUCAAGCGCAACCCCUACGCACGCAAGACGGGCGCCCCGAUGCAGUUGUUCAACGAGGCGGCGGUCGAGAGUUUGGCGUUGAGGGUGCAUGGGGGCGUGAGGGCUCACCAGGCUUUGCUCGACAAACGCGCCGCCUCCGCCGCCAAAGCCGCCGCAACCCACCAGCGCAACGGGACGACCUCGGGCCGCUCAUCAAAGAAGGCGUCUACCUCGACGGGCCCGGAGAAGCCCGACUUGGCGAGUAUGAGUCCGCUCGAGAGGGUGUUGUGGUAUCAGCAGAUGAUGGUGCAGAGGUAUGAUUGGUUCGGGAAGGAGGACGACGAGUUUCACGAGUGCGGGUGA